AAAAAAUUAUCAAUAAUUUACACGUAAACUUCCUGCAAAGUUUUAUUUGAGAAGAUUGAACAAAAAAUGCAGGGCAUGUACAGUACAAGAAGUCCAGCUGUAAAGAGGCUGAUGAAAGAGGCCCAGGAGCUGAGUGAAGCAACAGAGCAAUACUAUGCACAGCCAUUGGAGGAUAAUUUGUUUGAGUGGCACUUUACAAUAAGAGGACCCUCGGACACAGAUUUUGGUGGUGGUAUUUAUCAUGGCAGAAUAGUCCUCCCCCCAGAUUACCCCAUGAAGCCACCUAGUAUCAUACUACUAACACCAAAUGGGAGAUUUGAGACCAACAAGAAAAUUUGCCUCAGUAUCUCAGGACAUCACCCGGAGUCCUGGCAGCCAUCUUGGUCAAUUAGGACAGCCCUUUUGGCCAUUAUUGGGUUCAUGCCUACACAUGGUGCUGGAGCUAUAGGAUCGUUGGAUUACUCAGCUGAGGAGAGGAAGAAACUCGCUAACAGGAGCAAAGAAUGGAAGUGUUCCACAUGUGGAAACAUUAAUUGUAUAUUGAAACAAAUGACUGAAGAAACGGAGGAAUCUAAAAGGACAUCACAAGAGGCCAAAGAACUGGCCAGUCAAAUUAAUUUCCAGGCAGAGAAAAAACCUGGUGAGGGAAAAAGUGAAAGCAAUGGUGAGACAACUACAUCUCAGCCUAAUGAACAGCAACAACCAAUUCCUCAAAUGCCAGCAAACGCUACAAACCCAUUAUUUAGCAGUGGAUAUCCAUUUCCCUCUCCAUUCAUGUGCAUGCCCAAUAUACCACCAUUCCAGAUGCCACAAGGAAUGGAUGGAAGUGUCAAUGUCCCCCGAUUUCCUUUGCCCCCUCCAUUUAUACCAGGAAUGAUCCCCCCAGGACAACAAAACAGUUCUCAAAAUGUCUUUCUUCAGCAAUGGCAGAUGAAUCCCUUUAUGAUGGGUAGACCCCCAGUCCCUCCUUCAAUGGUCUUUCCUGGACAGAUGUCUUCUUCUAUACCAACACAACAAGCCAUGAAUCUCCCAUCACAAGCAAUCCCAAAUGAUAUAUGUGCAGGCCAGCCUCAAGCCCCACAGGGCAAACCUCAGGCAAAUUCUCAGUCGGUGAAGUCUCAGAUGCCAAUAGCUGCCACUACAACUCAGACCUCAUCUCAAAGUGCUGCAAAUAAAAAUUCAUCAUCAUCCCCGGAAAACAAGGUUUCUAAUGACAGAGAUACUUCAGUUGAAGCCUCUUCUCAAGGAUCAGAAAAUUCUACACAGGAACCUCAAAGUUCUUCAUCAGAGGCCAAUUCCAAUCCUGAGUCUACUCCUUUAUUACCACAAGAGGCAAGCAGUGAAGCUCUGGGGACAACAGGUCAAAGGUCAGAUGAGGGAUUGAGACAGAGGCUGGUGGAGGAUACUCCCAGACAAACAGUACCAGCAGGAAGAGUGGGGCAGAGUGCUGAGCUCACAGAACAUCAGCACAGACAAUCUGGAUUAAGUAUAUCCACUGUGAUAAUAUUCAUAAUUGGACUGGCCAUUGCCAUCUUGUUGAUCAGACGAUUCUUUUUAUCUAGAAAUUGGAGGUUUUACUACGGUGUAUGAUUAUAUAUGUUUAAAUGCUUUGUGUGAUAUAACUUAUUCAUAGGGAAUGCUCUGUGUAUGGUUGUCUUAUUUGGUGAUUUUAUCUGCUGAUGAUGCAUGUAACUUUAAAUAUUGCUAAUCUUGAAUAUAAUUUACGUUUACAUGUACAUGUAUAUUAAUCUUUAUUUGUGAGGAACAAAUUUCUCGGUUAUUUAAAAGAAGCGAAUGAAUUUAAUGCAGAUGCACAUACAUGUACCAUUUUUAUUCCAAGAAUUUAUUAUCCAUAGAUUGAAGUUGUAGUGGUAAGUGUAAUACAGCAUGUGCUUUGAAUAUUUCUCAUUGAAUAUAAUUAUGUAUUUUGACCCAUUUAUGUACUGGUAAAGGUCAACCUUUGACAUGCUUGCCAGGAUGAAAUAAACAGUUGUUGAAUUGA
Molecule: messenger RNA, 2002 nt
Organism: Saccostrea echinata
Lineage: Eukaryota; Metazoa; Mollusca; Bivalvia; Ostreida; Ostreidae
Exons: 7
Coding region: 67-1590 (507 amino acids)
Source: RefSeq, a predicted model, not a curated record